This is a messenger RNA of Drosophila hydei, 1318 nucleotides long. RefSeq lists its product as uncharacterized. The record is from RefSeq and is a predicted model, not a curated record. Bases 121 to 966 code for a protein of 281 amino acids. Lineage: Eukaryota; Metazoa; Arthropoda; Insecta; Diptera; Drosophilidae. The transcript is spliced from 3 exons.
UCUGUUCUUUUUAAUUCAAAACAUCUUUAUAACACUCCUAAAACUGGAUAUUAUGAAAGGACUUUCAAAAUCUUGUCUUCAGUGAUUUUUGUUCCGCUGGUGUCAUAUACAUCAAUCGCGAUGACUUUCAGGGCAAAGAAUGAGUCAUUGCGCUGGCAGAAGGAGGGCUGCCUGCCUGUAUGGAGCCGAAGGUAUCAGCGUAACACGACUGGAAAUUAUCGCGAUCAGACGCUAAGCAAGCUGAAUGAGUACGAUAUAGAGAUCGCGGAUCGCCUGUGGUCACUCUGGGGCAAUCUGCAUCCUGAGGCACCUGUUUUCCAGAGCAAGUGUCGUGGACGCCAAUAUCUUGCCAUCUAUGUGGUCGCCUGCUGUGCGGCCAGCAUUUACAUCUUAAUGGACUGGAGCGCCCAACUGAUGGAUACGAUUGUCGUGAGUGGCAACAAGUACUUCCAGGAAAGUUGCGCUAAAAUAAAACAAAAGGACUACGAGUUUUCCUUGGAGAACCUCAACAUUGACUGCGCACUCGAAUCAAUCAACUUUGUGGUUCACAUCGAACAUGUCUGCUAUGGCAAGCUCUAUUGUGCGCCCACCUUCAAUCGCAUGAAUCUCUGCGAGGCACUCAUCUACUUCUUCAGCCACUACCAAUUUGGCAUCGUGAUGGUGCGUAAGCGUGCUGUGGCCAUUGGGUGCUGUCCGGGUAUAGGCGGAGGCUACUUCAUGUUUGAUUGCCAGGAAAAGGAUCAGCCGCUGUUCCCCAAGCAACAGGGCGCCUCGUACCUGCUCCGCACACGACAUCUGCAGGUGCUGCUCUACUGCAUAGUAGUCACUCUGAACGUGCCCUGCUACAACAUCGGCUUCAGCAUCCACAAGGUGGAGAUGUUGCGUGAGGGCGUCAGUGUGGAGAGCGAAGAGGCGGCAGUGGGGCACGUGACGAAGGCCAGUAAAAGAGUAAAACAACCACGAUAGUUAGUGAGUUGUUAUCUCUCAGUAUCAUAGCACAGAUUUGGACAAUAGAGUAAUGCCUAGUCGUCUACAAGGCAGAAGCAUUAAUUGUUUUUGUUGUUUUGCCUUCAUUUAGUUAGUACUCAAAUAGAGCAGUUUUUUUUUGUUUCUGAGAGAAUGCCAUAUUUGAAAUCUGUAGGUCUUAAAAAUUCCGUAAAUCUCUUAAAAAGCUUGUUCACGCGGCGUUAUUCCGUGUAUGGAUUCCAAUGGCUUUUCGAAUGAAAAACGAGUCAAUGGACUGGCUGAACUUGGACAGGCGUUUGCCGGCCUGGAGCCGUAAGUAUCAACGUAACACGACAGGAGCUUAUCGCGAUCA